AAGCUGACCAGGCCUGGAAUCAGCCCAUCUUCAUGUCAGCUUUAUUCCAUCUCCUCCUUGGUCAGUCUUGUCUUUUCCAGGGACUGCCUUGCCAGCGGCACCCCAGGCAAUACUUUUCUUCCUGUGUUCUGCUUCUUCCAGUGCCUCACCAGUGCCCCAGCCAGGUCCUGUGACCUGGUACCAUGGCAGCCGUAGGGGAAUCCAGCACAGGUCCCAUCCCUUCAUUCUACCCCAGAAGUCACAUUGACUACAACAUGCCCGUAACACUGGAAAACAAACACCUUGCCCUGGUGUUGUGGAUGAAAUAGGAGCUCCAGAUUAAGAUAAUCCAUGCUUCUCAAUAAAAUUGGGCACUUUUUUGGCAAGAAAAAAGUACAUGUGGUCUGAAUGGAUGUAAACAAGACACGAGAGCCCUUUUCUCUGUGUAAAGCCACUUCCCCACAAGGUGUGUUCAGGCGAUGACAGAAGGGCUAUAAAGGAAGCCCCAAGAUGCUCCUAGCUACAUUUUGACCUAGACAUGGCCAUAAUGAGUUUGCUGCAAUACACGGGUGCUAGCUCGCUGCUCUAUUUGGCAGCAGGGCUGGUCACUCUCCUUUACUUUCUGACCAGCUUGAAGAAGACGGUUUACAAUUUGCCUCCUGGGCCACGACCUCUUCCUCUGAUCGGAAACUUGAAUGUAGUGGACCUGAAAAAGCCGUUCCAGUCGCUGACAGAGCUCUCCAAGACAUAUGGCAAUGUCUUCACUGUGCAUUUCGGACCCAGGAAAGUUGUGGUACUGGCUGGAUAUGAAACCAUCAAGGAUGCCCUUUUAAAUCAUGCUGACGAAUUUGGAGAGAGAGCAGAAAUACCCAUAUUUAGGCAAAUGACACAAGGAAAUGGCAUAGCAUUCAGCCAUGGAGAGCUGUGGAAAGCUAUGAGAAGAUUCACCUUGUCCACACUGCGAGAUUUUGGAAUGGGAAGGAGAACAAUUGAGGUCCGAAUCCUUGAGGAACUAAAUUCUCUUAUUAAAUAUUUUGAAUCAUAUCAAGGGAAACCAUUUGACACGAAGAUGAUACUCAACAAUGCUGUAUCCAACGUCAUCUGCUCCAUAUUGUUUGGAGAGAGGUUUGAGUAUGAUGAUCCUGCAUUUUUAACUUUGCUGAAGCUGUUAAAUGAGAACACCAAGCUGUUGGGCUCCCCAGUGGUGCUGUUAUAUAAUUUCUACCCAUCCCUUGGAUUUCUCUUUGGAGCUUCCAAGACUGUGCUACAAAAUAUCAAUGAGCUGAACGCUUUUCUCCAGAAGCUCUUCCAAGAGCACAAAGAAGAGUUUAAUGAAAAUAACUUAACAGGUUUUGUCGAUGCCUUUCUGAUGAAGCAACAACAGGAGUCAAAGAAACCCCACACUAUGUUCCACAAUGAAAGCUUGUUGUUUUCAACCCUGGACCUGUUUGCUGCUGGGACUGAGACCACUUCUACAACCGUGCGCUGGGGUAUUCUUCUGAUGAUGAAAUACCCAGAAAUUCAGAGAAAGAUUCAGGAAGAAAUGAACCACGUCAUUGAACCUGGAGAGAUGCCUAAGUUGGAGGACAGGAAAAAAAUGCCUUACACGGAUGCAGUGAUACAUGAAAUACAAAGAUUUGCCAAUAUUGUCCCAAUGGGUGUUUCACGAGCAACGCCUACCGAUGUGAAUUUCCGAGGUUAUGUGAUUCCUAAGGGUACAGAGGUUAUUCCGCUGCUGACCUCCGCUCUGAACGAUGAGCUGCAUUGGAAAACACCAGAUCAGUUCAACCCUUCCCACUUCCUGGAUGCUGAUGGGAACUUCAUUAGGAGAGAGGCAUUUAUUCCAUUCUCCAUAGGACGAAGGGCUUGUGUUGGAGAAGGACUGGCCAAAAUGGAACUGUUCCUCUUCUUCGCUGGCUUGCUCCGCAAAUUUGUCUUCCAAGCCCCUCCAGGAGUGGACAAGUCAGAUCUAGAUCUCACUGCUGAUGUCGGCUUCAUCCUGAACCCCAUGCCUCACCUGGUUUGUGCUGUGCCCUGUGAAUGAAUGAUCAAACGACAGGGAGUUAGUGUAGUGAACACUUUGAGCUUGAAAGCAAGUCUAGUUACAAGGGAAAAAAGCUGUCUGUACCUGAGUUUUAGGGAAAGGGCACUGGGCACUGCUAUUGUCUCUCCUUCAUAUGAUUCCUUCCAAAAGCUUUUGUGGUGUCUGCAUAAUGCAAACCCUUCAGACACCCCUGAGUACUGCUCUCAGAAACAGCAUGAUCUGUUCCUGGAACAGCACAUCAGACAUGCAGUUUUCAGGGCUGUUUGAAAGAAUGAAAUGGUUUUGAGCAUCCUCUGUAGAUGUAACCCAUCAGAGGCUCUUGGCUGAGAGCCUCCACGGGGAAUUUCUCAGCCCGAAGUCCACACUAUACAGCAGAGCUGAUUAUCAAUGGCCCAGCUGGAGACAACAGACACUUAAUGGAUCUGGAAAUCUCCCUGGGAUGGUUGUUGAGAUUGGACUGAGACUGAGCUUCCAUUGUGCAAUGCAGCCCGCCUUAUCUUUAUCACAGCGUCCCAGACACUUGGGUGUAACAUGGGCUGAUGCCAAGGGCCAGGCAUGGGACGGUUAUCAGGAAACA
Messenger RNA from Oxyura jamaicensis (ruddy duck), 2600 nucleotides. RefSeq names its product cytochrome P450 2K4-like. Gene Ontology annotation, cellular component: intracellular membrane-bounded organelle; cytoplasm. The record is from RefSeq and is a predicted model, not a curated record. Gene Ontology annotation, molecular function: heme binding; iron ion binding; oxidoreductase activity, acting on paired donors, with incorporation or reduction of molecular oxygen, reduced flavin or flavoprotein as one donor, and incorporation of one atom of oxygen. Gene Ontology annotation, biological process: xenobiotic metabolic process. The transcript is spliced from 9 exons. NCBI's taxonomy places the organism in Eukaryota, Metazoa, Chordata, Aves, Anseriformes, Anatidae. Bases 518 to 2023 code for a protein of 501 amino acids.